Guyanagaster necrorhizus is the source of this 774-nucleotide messenger RNA. RefSeq lists its product as uncharacterized. The transcript is spliced from 3 exons. The coding region runs from base 1 to 549 and encodes 182 amino acids. The record is from RefSeq and is a predicted model, not a curated record. NCBI's taxonomy places the organism in Eukaryota, Fungi, Basidiomycota, Agaricomycetes, Agaricales, Physalacriaceae.
AUGGAGUCAAUUUGUCGACAUACUAUACACAAAAUCGAGACAGCGACAGACUUACCUGUGUUAUUGUCCCCGCCUAGGCAAAACGAGGCAACUGACUACACAUAUACCGCUUCGGUGCCUUUGAAAAUGCCUAGCGUCUACCCACGGUCAAGAACAAUGACAGGACGAGAGAUCCGAGGAUGGAUGAUGAAACGGCAUAUCGAAGCGAAGAUAACGAUAUCAUUCAAAGGGUCCACUACCACCCAAAAGAAUGGCGGAAUCCUAAGCGCAGAGAGCCAGGUCGAGGGAGGCAAGGAGCCAGAGAGGCUGCCAAAUUCGUCAAAUACCCACGUUUCCUUCUUCUUUACUAUCAUGCGACCUUUGAGGAAGCUGCAACUUCCCGAGCUAGAGCGAACUGCUUUGACAUCGUGGGACGCCCCGAUGUAUGCUUUUCUUCGUAUUACGAUGCCCCGAAUGGCUGUCGACAAAGCGCCCAACGAAUGUUUUCCACUCCUUAAAACCUCAGGCGUCAUUAUUUCCACCCUCAGAGGGCACGAGUGGUCGAUAUGAAUCCACUAUACUCUCCUGUACCUGUUCCGUGCGCCAUGAGCUUUACAGAGUAGGCAAAGAUCGAUCAAGAAUCAUGAACACGGGGUAACUGGAAGAAGAAAACAUCAGUGACCGAGGCUCUCAGAAUGUUAUCGUUCGAAUUACCACGCCACCGAGUUGGAUAGAGAAAAGAGUCCAUAGGUCGGAGGGAGAUGGCUGCACUUGUACAAAUCGCUAAGAUGCUAG